GUCGUUUAAUGGUACGAGAAUAUGUCUCGCGUGGCAAUUACUUUUACGUAUUACAUUUAUUACAACAUCCGGUUUAUUAACACGUGAGGUUUCGAGGUUCUCCGACCAGUGUGUCUGCUACCAUAAGUCCUUUGUGACGGCAACACAAUGUCGUCCGAAGACACAAAGAUGAGAAAAUUUGAAAUUGAUAUUCUACGUGACCAGAGGAAACCAGACGAAGCCGAAGAUCAACAAUGCAGAGAACUUUUCAAACUCAUUUUUGAUGGGAAAUAUGAAAAUGUAUUAUGUCAUUCCAUUGCUGAAAGAAUUUUGAAGAGAAACCAAGAGAACAAGAACUGUAUUGAGACCAUCUUAAAAGACAAUGUUGAAAAAUUCUUCAUUGAUUCCACAGAAGAAGACAGAUUUACAUGUGAGUUGGAGUUACUCUGUGUGGCCAUAUCCUGUUUGCAGUUAUUUGUACAGAGUAACUGGACUGGGCCACUUCUCAAGUCAAUGCCGUCAGACCAUCUUCCCAACAUUUUCUCAUCUCCAGAACAGUUCAAAAAGCUACACAACUAUGUAUUAGAGGAAAUGUCUACAGACGGGGAACCUGUCUAUGACAAAUGCCUCUGUAUUGAACUGUUGUUUGUAGCUCGUUUUCUGUUGCUGGACUGCAGGGAGUUUCUCAAAAAUCUUCAGACGGCAGACUGGUGGCUGUUGAGGUGUAUCUCUGUUCUACAGCAGGUGUUAGAUGAUAGAUCACCUACACUAAAGGAGACGACUCUAGAACUCAUUGACAAAGUUUCCAAGCUGGAACCAUUACUUACAGAUGAUAAAAACAGAGAUCUAACGAUACAGUUUCGGCUUGAGGCCGGAUAUUGUACCAUGUUUUACUAUGAGUACAGUAUGGCCCACGAACAUUUCAUGUCUGCAAAAAAAACUGCUGGUCUAUCAGUUGAAUUAUCAGGUGCCAUGGGCAAGAGGACAAGAUUCCAGGAGGACGCUAAGGCUCAGUUGGUGCUGAAAGUCCAGAAGGAUACAUCACAGGCUUCUCCAUGUGGAGGAGAUUUGAUACGCUCUCAGGAGAACCUGGCUUUGCCAAAAGACCUGGUCCUAGGUGAUGAUACAGUGCUCGAGGCCAUAAAGUUUGAAAAAGACGAACAAUUUGCUGACAACCUUUCGGCAAUAGACCAGGCUGUUGUGAUUGGGCUGAUGGAGAACUACAGACGAAGUAGAGCUAGCUUUGAAAGGUUGACAGAAGAAGAAUUAGAGGCCUAUGUAUCUUGUAUACUGGCCCAAGUGAGAUGCUGGUCAUCAUCUGUUCACUGUCUGGUCUUGAGAUCGACCUUACAAAAGCGCAGCAGUCGUCGUGUGGAGAGAUCCAUGAUGCAGAUUGAAGAGAUUGUGAAGCAGAUCAGCCGCCCUGAACCUCCAGCCCAGCCCAGACUCCAUCUGUUUUACUGCCAUAGAGUUCAGUCAUCCUGGAUGGUUAAGAAAGAGCUGGCAGAACUAUUUUUGAGUCUGGGAGCUGUUGGGUCAGCCUUAGAUGUGUAUGAACAGCUACAGUUGUGGGAACAUGUUAUUGCUUGUUACAAACGUCUUGGAAAAAUGGAAAAGGCAGAGACCUUGAUCAGGGAACAGCUGGCAAUAAAAGCGACACCAAGUCUGUGGUGUUACCUUGGUGAUGUAACAAGGGACAUAACUCACUAUGAGAAGGCAUGGGAAAUGUCAAACCACAGAAGUGCGCGGGCCAUGAGGUGUAUGGCAUACCACUACUUCGCCCACGAAGAUUUUGAAAAGAGUUUGGAAUGUUUUGAAAAGUCAUUGAAAAUUAACAGUCUACAGGUGGCAGUCUGGUUUACAUGUGGAUGUACUGCUCUCUCAGCAAAGCAGUUUAAAAAAGCUGUGCACGCCUUCAAGAUGUGUAUCAACAUUGACUAUGAUAACUUUGAGGCGUGGAACAACAUGGCAACGGCAUAUGUCCAGCUGAAAGAAAAGAAGAAAGCCCUGAAAGUUUUGUCUGAAGCUACCAAGUACAACUAUGAGAAUUGGAAGCUAUGGGAGAAUGUCCUCAUAGUGGCGACUGAUUGUGCUGAUAUAAAUAGGGCUGUGUUGGCCUAUAACAGAAUCCUGGAUAUAAAAGACAAGUGGGGAGAUGGUGAGGUUCUGAGUACUUUGGUACUGGCUGUUACUGGGGACUAUGCAGACAUUGAUGGACAGCCGGCCUCCAUACACAUACCCAAGUUACUGACACUGCUUGGUAGAACAACUUCCAAGGUUACUAACAAUGCUGAGAUAUGGAAAGCUUAUGCCAAAUUGACAGCUUUCAGUAUGGAAGGGAAAGAAGAAAAACAUGAAGUGGUGUUGCAGCACCUACAGAAGGCCUACAGGUGUGUAACCCAGGACCCCAAGUGGGAGCAAACCACAGACAAGUGUAAGGAGAUCGCUGACCAGGCACUGGAGCUGGCUGAAAGAUAUGAGGAAUGCAGCAGCAAAGCACACAACUCCACCAAGGCCAUCCAAAUGUUAUCCUCGGCUAAACUCAUGGUUAAAGGUGUCCUGACAAAAAUCAAGAAACAACAUACAGAUGUGGUGUCUGAAGUAUUGGAUGAAGCUGUAGCGGCACAUUGCUCCAAGUUGGAUGUUAAACUGCAGGAAAUCAUUUCAAAAAUUACUGAGCUCAAAGGAAGUUGAUCUGGAUAAUCAAGGACUCUGAACAUCAAAUAUAUAAAUAAAAAUCUCAAUGUCAUUUUUA
This is a messenger RNA of Pecten maximus, 2734 nucleotides long. RefSeq names its product tetratricopeptide repeat protein 27-like. The coding region runs from base 148 to 2673 and encodes 841 amino acids. The transcript has 24 exons. NCBI's taxonomy places the organism in Eukaryota, Metazoa, Mollusca, Bivalvia, Pectinida, Pectinidae. Gene Ontology annotation, molecular function: protein binding. The record is from RefSeq and is a predicted model, not a curated record.